AGAUGUCGACUAACUUAAUUUUCAUUCAUUAUUUAGGUGCAAUUACAAACACAGCAGGAGGGAAAAAUGUCGAUAGUAAAGCACACGAUGAAUAUUAUUAAAAAACAGGGAUUUUUUGCGUUAUACAACGGCCUUAGUGCUUCUUUAUUGCGUCAAGGUACAUAUUCAACAACAAGAUUUGGAGUUUAUGAGGUUGCUAAGCAAACUCUUGAGAAGCCUGGUGAACCCCUACCGUUUUAUCAAAAGCUUCUAAUUGCUGGAUCCGCGGGUGCUGUUGGUGGAGUUUUUGGUACACCUGGAGAUCUUAUUAAUGUACGGAUGCAGAAUGACAUUAAAUUGCCACCGGGACAACGGCGAAAUUACAAACAUGCGUUGGAUGGAUUAAUAAGAGUUUGCCGUGAGGAGGGUGUUGUUAAGUUAUUUAAUGGCUGUUCAACAGCUACUGGACGCGCUAUUUUAAUGACCAUUGGACAACUAAGUUUUUACGACCAAAUAAAACAGUAUCUUUUAAAUUCUGGUAAAUUUAAUGAUAAUUUGUUAACGCAUUUCGCAGCAAGUUUAUCAGCUGGAGCGAUUGCGACAACUCUUACACAGCCUUUAGAUGUUCUUAAAACACGGGCUAUGAAUGCUAAGCCUGGAGAGUACAAGAAUUUGGGUCAAUUGGUGUUGUAUACCGCGAAAAUGGGGCCAAUGGGUUUCUUCAAGGGGUACGUUCCAGCAUUUGUACGUCUGGCACCACAUACUAUAUUGACCUUCGUAUUUCUCGAACAACUGAGGAUUUACUUUGGUUAUAUACCGAAUAAAUCAAACUUUUAG
Messenger RNA from Cotesia congregata, 816 nucleotides. Lineage: Eukaryota; Metazoa; Arthropoda; Insecta; Hymenoptera; Braconidae. The record is from the annotation of a GenBank genome assembly.